Messenger RNA from Chironomus riparius, 956 nucleotides. NCBI's taxonomy places the organism in Eukaryota, Metazoa, Arthropoda, Insecta, Diptera, Chironomidae. The record is from the annotation of a GenBank genome assembly.
ACGUUCGGUGCUUUCCAAGUCAUUGUUAUUUAAGUUAUUGAAAGGAAAAGAACAUUUUGAUAUUAAGCAAACAGAACUCAACGCAAGGUUGACAUGAAGAAUUUGGACAUUGGAUUUUUGGUUAUUUUAUCUUUAGCUACAGUUGAUCUGAAGAUUAUUUCAAAGAAAAUUUGGCAGCCUUACAUUCAUGGUGGUGAAGAUGUCAGGAACUUUUCAAACUUCUCAUACAUACUGUCAAUGCGAUACAUAGACUUCCACAUUUGUGGUGCUUCUAUUAUUCACUUAAGAUGGGCUCUUACAGCUGCACACUGCUUUGACGAUACACAUUUUGUGGAUGCGGUGUCAUUUAGAGGUGGAAGUGUAAACAGAUUUAUUGGUGGCAAAAUCAUACAUGCUGAGCAGUUCUUCAUUCAUCCUCAAUAUAAUGCACCGACUUAUGCUUUUGAUGUUGCCGUCGUACGAACUAUUGAAGACUUGUCAGGCGAUCACAUGAGUCCGAUUCGUUUGAUUGGAUUUAACACAAUGCUACCUGCAGGUUUAGUUGGAUCAAUUGCUGGAUGGGGUGUUACGUCUUCUGGAAGUUUAUCUAUCAAUCUACAACAAUUGGAUUUGCCAAUUUGGAAUCAAAGGGAUUGUUCUGAACGGUGGUCGCAGAGAGUGAAUUUGAACAAAUUUUGUGCAGGUGGAACUGCUGGAUUUGACAGUUGCAAUGGUGAUUCUGGUGGUCCAAUGGUAGUAAAUGGAAUGCAAGUCGGAAUAAUUUCAGCAGGCGCGACUGAUUGUGGCAUUGCGUUCCCAAGUUUGUUUGUAAACAUUACUCACCCAUCUAUCAGAGCAUUUAUCAUGGAAAGAACUCGUGUUUAACACUGUUUAAUUAAUUAUUUUUUGAAGAAUGAGAGACAAAAAUUUAUUUUCAAAGAUAACGUUAACGUAUUUUUUAUAUUCAAAAUUUUAAA